Neoarius graeffei (lesser salmon catfish) is the source of this 2000-nucleotide messenger RNA. Its product is annotated as syntaxin-11-like. The coding region runs from base 124 to 1023 and encodes 299 amino acids. Gene Ontology annotation, cellular component: synaptic vesicle; plasma membrane; presynaptic active zone membrane. Gene Ontology annotation, biological process: intracellular protein transport; synaptic vesicle fusion to presynaptic active zone membrane; exocytosis. The transcript is spliced from 2 exons. Lineage: Eukaryota; Metazoa; Chordata; Actinopteri; Siluriformes; Ariidae. The record is from RefSeq and is a predicted model, not a curated record. Gene Ontology annotation, molecular function: SNAP receptor activity; SNARE binding.
GAUGAGCGACUGCCCUUCUGAGGCUCACUCACCUGAGGCACUCACUAUGAUAUGGCACCUGUAAGGCGAGCUUCCAAAAAGGGUUCACACUGCUGACAUUUCAGGCAAAUCAUUAAGGCAGCCAUGAGGGACAGACUGAAUCAACUACAGACUCUUUCUGCGUCCAUAAAUAAUCUGGAAGAGCAGGAAUAUGCAGAGUCAGUCUCAGACUCAUUCAGCAAUGUGGAACUGGAAGAUGAAUUCCAUCAGCAGGCCAUUAUUUUUGACAAUCAUGAUGAGAUGGACACUGUGUUUGAUGAGGCUCAAGAUGCAAGGCGUGAGCUUCAGCUCAUCCAGCUGGACGUGAAGCGGCUCAAAGAGCAAAACACGCGCCUCCUUAAUGAGCCAACUCGAACCAGCACAAUAAAGCGAGACUCCAAUGCCAUUGCUGCCGACAUUAAAUCCCGUGGGGAGGAUUUGCUGAAACGUCUUCGUCAGAUGGACUCUCAUGCCAAAGAGCUGGAAGAGGAGCAUGGUAUCAAUUCGGCUGUAGCCAGGAUCGCUCGAACGCAGUACGCUGGCCUAAGUAACAACUUCCGUGAUGUGAUGAUGGAAUACAAUGAAGCAGAGAUGAACCACAGAGAAACGUGCAAAACGCAUAUCCAGAGGCAGAUGGAGAUUGUAGGGCGAGAGGUGACGGGUGAGCAGAUCGAAGAAAUGCUGGAGAAUGGGCAGUGGAACAUCUUCAGUGAUAACAUUAUCACAGAGGGGAAGACAGCACGAUCUGCACUCAGCCAGAUCGAAAGCAGACACCGUGACUUGCUGGAGUUGGAGAACCGACUCCAGAGCAUCCAUGAGGUGUUCCUGGAUGUGGCCAUGCUUGUGGAAGAGCAAGGGUCCAUGAUAGAUUAUAUAUCCACCAAUGUUCAGAAAACUGAUGCUAAACUCGAAAAUGUCCUGAUUCAACUUGAAAAAGCUAAGAGACACAAGAAGAACAAUCCAUUCGCGAAAAUGUUCUGUGGCUGCUUUCCAUGUUACAAAUAAUUUCUUUGGGCAAAGACGUCUGACUUUUGAUUAUGUAGACGAUCAUGUCUGAAAUGCCUUUUCAACAAUCCCUAUUUGGCUAAGCUGAGAAAUUACCGAAAGCUUUCAUACAGAUAUAAAUAGAUGAGUAUGAAAUGUCAGAUGUGAUAGCUGUUCAUAUCGAGACUAUUUUCUAGUUGGUUUGCUCAAUUUUGUCAAACAACAGAUAAAAGUGCGUGCUUAUCGAAGUGUGUAGUUGAUGUUCAAAAUACACAAGAGCACAGAGUAUAAGUAUUGGUCUGGAUAAAUAGUACAAGUAUAACAUAUAAAUUUGCUGUAUGACAUUCACGUAUGACGUUAUCUCUUUAGAAAUUGCUUCUUUCAAAGGCAUACAGUUUAAAAUGAAGUCAAUUCUGUAAGGAUAUUAAAACAAAUUAGUAUUCGAUGCUCUUUAUUCUGUCCUAUUCCUGAAAUGAAAUUGUAUUUAACAGUUAAUGCACUGUGCAGUAUAAAUUAUGUUGACCUGUGUCUAAAUAUUAAGAGAGAAAAUGCCCCUGAAAUCAAAAUGAGUGUUUCAGAGCUUUUUUGUACCUGUCCAUUAGUGUUAUGGAUAUAGAUAUGGACAUGGAUAUGGAUAUAACUCUACAGUAGCAGCUCUAAUAGAAAACAUGGUAAGUCAGUGCAUUUUUGGCUGUGGGUCUUCCCACACACACUUUCUUUUUCCACCCCUUGCUUGAGAAAAAAAAUGGUUCGAAGUUGAUUAUUUUAAAGACGGUGGAAUUUCAUCAAGGUCACUUCAGGGUUAUGUGAUAUUUUUCCUUCUUCUUCUUCUUCUUCUUCUUCCAGGAAGUGUUUUACCGACUUGGGGCUGGAAUAUUUUGCUACCUCAGACUAAUCCAGAAUGUGGUUCUGUUUUUCUAUAUGCUGUUGGACCUUCUCUCUCAGUAACAGUAAAUAAUGUAAUUUUAUCAAGUAACACAAUAUAUACAGUGUCUUGC